Molecule: messenger RNA, 1278 nt
Organism: Aureobasidium vineae
Lineage: Eukaryota; Fungi; Ascomycota; Dothideomycetes; Dothideales; Saccotheciaceae
Source: the annotation of a GenBank genome assembly
AUGCACUUCAAUUCGCACUUUGCCCUGGUGGCAUCACUCGUCAGCUCAGCUUUGGCAUCGCCGGUCGAUGUCAGUAGUAAGAGGACUGUCUCCAUUGCAGACAUCAAGGGCAAGAAGACUUUCACUGUCCAGCAGGUCCUGGCGAAGAAGCAAGAGAUGUUGGCUCCUGCAUUGUCGAUGUUGAGCACAUAUGCCAAAUUCUCUGCCACGCCUCCAACUCAACUGAAAGCCGCCGGUGCCGCAAUUCAGGCAGGAACUGUGCAAGCAACUCCACAGAAUUAUGACAUGUCCUACCUUUGCCCAGUCUCUGUUGGCGGACAGACGUUGAACUUGAACUUUGACAGCGGCAGCGCAGAUCUAUGGGUGUAUUCCGCGUUACAGCCCAGUUCCCAGCAAAGUGGACACUCGAUCUACGAUCCCAGUCUGAGUUCGACAUCACAGCUGUUGGUCGGAAACACCUGGUCGAUCAAGUACGGUGACGGCUCUACCGCAAGUGGCAAGGUCUAUGCAGACAAGGUCAUCGUCGGCAGUGUGACGGCGACAUCCCAAGCCGUCGAAGCGGCCACUUCGGUGUCACAAUCAUUCCUGAAUGAUAAGAACAACGAUGGUCUCGUUGGCUUGUCGUUCAGCAAUAUCAACACUGUCUCGCCUAAUCAGCAAAAGACCUUCUUUGACACAGUCAAGAGUUCGCUCGCAUUGCCUCUCUGGACUGCCAACCUCAAANAGGGAGCUCCUGGUACCUACGACUUUGGUUACAUUGACUCGUCAAAGUACUCGGGCAAGAUUACCUACGUCAACGUGAACAGUGCCAGCGGGUUCUGGCAGUUCACAGCCGACGGAUAUCAGAUUGGAUCUUCAUCGACAGUCAGCUCUUCGUUUGUUGCUAUUGCCGACACUGGUACCUCACUCAUGUAUCUUCCCUCGAGCUUUGUUACUGCAUACUGGGGCCAGGUCACGGGAGCCGGAUAUGAUAGCAACCAAGGUGGCUACACGUUCCCUUGCAGUUCUGCAUUGCCUGAUUUCAACUUGGUCGUUGGAGGCAACAAAUUCACAGUGCCCGGCAGCUACAUGAACUACGCACAGAUUUCGUACACGACGUGCUUUGGUGGUAUGCAGCAGAACACGGGACUUAGUUUUAGUAUUCUGGGAGACAUUUUCUUGAAGUCGCAGUUCAUGGUCUUCUCGGAGGUUGGAGGGCAGGCCACACUUGGGUUUGCUGCAAUGUACAAUGGCACUGCAGGCGAAGGGGAUGGCGACGAGUGGGACUGCGAGGACUAG